AGACACAUCCUGUGAAUUGGUAUAUAAACCAAGAGCCUGAACUGCUGUCUUCAGUCCGUCUUCUACUCUUAUUGCUCAGGCUUCUACUGCUGUCAACAUGAGUUCCGCAGACAAAAUCAAAGAACAUCUUCUGUUGCUGUUUGAGCGUCCCACCGAGCCCACGUUCAUGCCCAAGGGUGCUCAACAGGCAGUGUUUGAUAUACCUCAGGAAUACCUUAUUGAUAGAUACAAGCCGUUGCAAGAUGAACUCAACAACCGUUUUGGAGAGGAAACAAAGGAAAGGAUUCAGAUUAAGAAAAUCAACAUUCCUGAUCUUUCCUUACCCCAGUCUCUUGGUCGCCAGGACAACUUCUCUCUCUUCAUUCCUUACCAUCGUCGGAUGGCUGCUGCCCUCAUUGAUGCCUUCAUGAGUCAACCAACCCUUGAAGAUUUCCUUUCUUUGUCCGUUUACGCUCGUGACCGAAUCAACUCUUUCCUCUACUUCUAUGCGUUGUCCGUUGCUCUUCUUCAUAGAAAGGACACCAAGAACUUUCCUGUGCCUUCAUUCGCAGAGGUGUUCCCAGAGAAGUAUAUGGAUUCUGGUGUGUUCUCAAGAGCUAGAGAAGAGUCCAAUAUUGUGCAAGAUGGUGGAAGUAGGAUGCCUCUGGUGAUUCCUCGGGAUUAUACUGCAUCAGAUCUUGAUGAAGAACACAGGGUUGCUUACUUCCGUGAGGACAUUGGAAUAAACUUGCAUCACUGGCAUUGGCAUCUUGUGUACCCCUUUGAGGCUGCUCGUGAAAUUGUUGCCAAAGAUCGUCGAGGGGAACUGUUCUACUACAUGCACCAACAGAUCAUGGCUAGAUACAACUUUGAAAGAUUCAGUGUCAAUCUUGCCCGAACCAAGCGUCUUCUCAACUGGAGGGACCCAAUUCCGGAGGGAUAUUUCCCCAAACUUGAUAGUCUUGUGUCAAGUCGUGUCUGGCCUCCUCGCACCUCCAACACCAUUCUCUCUGAUGUUAAUCGUGAAGUUGACCAGAUUAAGUUUGAUAUCCAAGAUAUGGAGCGUUGGCGGGAUCGGUUCUAUCAAGCUAUCCACACUGGAUCUGUCAUCACUGCGGACGGAAGAACUCAAAUGUUGGACGAGGAAAAAGGCAUUGACAUUUUGGGUGACAUGAUGGAGUCUAGUAUCUUGUCAGUCAACAGAUUCUUGUACGGAGAUCUUCACAACAUCGGUCACGUCGCCAUCGCUCUGUCUCAUGAUCCUGACAGUCGUCACUUGGAAACUUUCGGAGUGAUGGGUGACCCCGCAACGGCCAUGAGAGACCCGGCUUUCUACCGCUGGCACGCCUUCGUAGACGAUGUCUUCCAGGAGCACAAGAACCUGCUGCCGCGCUACAACACUGACAGGUUGAACUAUGCAGGUGUGCAAGUGACAUCCGCUCAAAUAAAGGUUCAAGGUUCUCCGGACAAUCUGCUAGUGACUCUUUGGCAACAAAGUGAUCUGGAUCUCUCUCGAGGGCUCGACUUCACUCCUCGUGGAAACAUCUAUGCCCGGUUUACUCAUCUCCAACACAUACCUUUCACAUACAGGAUUACGGUUGAAAACAGUGGCCAACAGAGAAUGGGCACCUGUAGAAUAUUUUUGGCCCCCAAGUUUGAUGAGCGAGGCCUGCCAUUCCUGUUCAGAGACCAAAAGGGAUUAUUCAUAGAAAUGGACAAGUUUACUGUUACAUUGAAGCCUAGAACCAAUGUUAUUGAGCGCAAAUCAAAGGAUUCAUCAGUCACCAUCCCAUUCGAAAGAACUUUCCGUAACCUAGAGGCAGGAAGACCAGCAGCAGGAACAGUUUUGGAGGAUUUCAACUUCUGCGGCUGUGGUUGGCCAGAACACAUGUUAGUGCCCCGUGGAACACCUCAGGGAAUGCCAUGUCAGCUGUUUGUUAUGAUCUCCAACUAUGAGGAUGACAGAGUUGAAAGAACCAACACUGGAGGCAAGCAGUGUACAGACGACGCCGCUAGUUUCUGCGGUCUGCGUGAUAGCAAGUACCCAGACAAGAGGUCUAUGGGCUACCCCUUCGACCGUCUGCCUCGUGACGGUGUCAACACACUGCAAGAGUUCAUCACUCCAAACAUGGCUGUAGUCGAUGUAACUAUCAAACAUCUAGACAGAACAGUUCCAAAGAAGACCGAUCGUGUAUAAACCUUGCGUAGCUUUUUAUGGAUUUUGGACCCGACCAUGGACUGUGAAGAUAAAACAUUAACCCUCAAUUAUGUUAACACAUUAUUAUCAUUAUCAGUUAAUUUACUGUUAGUUAUCAAGUAAAUUAAUUUAAACAUUUAAA
Macrosteles quadrilineatus (aster leafhopper) is the source of this 2318-nucleotide messenger RNA. Its product is annotated as phenoloxidase 2-like. The transcript is spliced from 13 exons. Bases 98 to 2176 code for a protein of 692 amino acids. Gene Ontology annotation, molecular function: oxidoreductase activity. NCBI's taxonomy places the organism in Eukaryota, Metazoa, Arthropoda, Insecta, Hemiptera, Cicadellidae. The record is from RefSeq and is a predicted model, not a curated record.